AUGUUGCAGAUCAACAAGGUUCAGGGACAGAGGCAAGUGGGUUCCGGGCUGCACGUUACCCAUGUGUUCAGCAAGUUGCUGGACAAAUGGGGGGAUGUCAUGGCGAUUCAGUCUGUAGAGCCGAUGAUGGUCUUAGGGAAGGGGAAAAACAGCGCGAAAGAAAUUCGGAGUAUGCUGGAGUCGACCUGCAGGGCCUUCUUCGACCUGCAAGGAGUCUGGCUCCGUCCCGCCCCGGAUGCAGUCAUGACGACCCACUGUGCUCGAGUGGUAGAGAGCGCACCCGCACAGAACAGAUCUGAAGCGGUAGAGGGACAGAUAGACGUACCUGCCGCAAACCGGGACGCAAAUCCAAGAGUUGGGUUUAUUUCAUAUUCCCGCCGACCUGCACCGGGGGAUGCACUACUGAGUGGCCCGACAUCAAGGUCAGCCACUGCGGACGAGCGUGAUAGGUCUGGAGUUAGGCAGCUCAGGUUUGCUGAUCGGGUUAGGAGGCUGCGAGAACGCGAAGCACGGACGGAGACCGACUUGGCAAGUGUAGCAGAUGAAGGCGAGGAGGGUGUAGAAGAUCCACAGCUGCCAAGUCAGGUCGAACAGGCAGAGGAGCAGUGGAGGAAGGCGGCUGAUGAAAAGCGGAUGGGCGAAGCAGAAGCCAAGAGGAGACGGGCUGAAGAGAUGCAACGGCGCAGUGAUGGCGACACCGAUCCUACCGUCUCUUUCCCGGGAACUGGAGACAUACGUGAAGCAUGGGAGCGUGGGGCACGAGCCGCUGCAAGGGCACACGUGGGAGAGACAGGAGAGGAGCUCGCCAGCAAUGUGCGGCAGCAUAUCGAGGAGGAUAGGGGAUACGUGAAAGUUCGCUUGCCCAGCCUAAAGCGGAAGGCGGCUGAAGAGGCCCGGAGAGGGGACGUCGACGUGCCAGAGAAUUCGGGAGAGGCGAAAAAGAAGGAGGAGAGCAACGCGGGUGCUAAGGCUCAUAAGAUGGUGGAGGUAGAGGCGCACCAGAAUGCAGAGGAUGCGGCCCAUCGGUUCGUCGAUGCAGAGGCGGCACUUACGGCAGAGGACGGGGCGCCAAAGGAAGCAGAGUCUGCGGCGCAGCAGAAGGUGGGUGCAGAGGCGGUCAAGGGUGCGGAGGCAGUCGCGCAUAAAGAAGCGGGUGCAGCAGCAGAGCUGACGUCGGAGGCAGUCAAGCUGAUGGUAGUGGAGGCAGUGGCGCUGAAGGAAUCAGAGGCAAUGGCGAGCCAGAAGGAUGAGGCAGCGGCGCAGCAGAAUGAUGAGGCAGACGCACAUAAGGAAUCAGCGGCAGCAGCGCAGCAGAAGGAUGAGGGUGCGGCGCCCAGGAUGGUUGAGGCAGAGGCGCAGAAGGAAUCAGAGGCAGCGGCGCAGCAGAAGGAGGAGGGUGCGACGCCAAAGAUGGUUGAGGCGGAGGCGCAGAAGGCAUCAGAGGCAGCGGCGCUGCAGAAGGAGGAGGGUGCGGCGCCGAAGAUGGUUGAGGCAGAGGCGCAGAAGGCAUCAGAGGCAGCGGCGCUGCAGAAGGAGGAAGGUGCGGCGCCGAAGAUGGUUGAGGCAGAGGCGCAGAAGGCAUCAGAGGCAGCGGCGCUGCAGAAGGAGGAGGGUGCGGCGCCGAACAUGGUUGAGGCAGAGGCGCAGAAGGAAUCAGAGGCAGCGGCGAUGGAGAAGGAUAAGGCAGCGGCGCUGCAUAUGGAGGAGGCAGACGCACAUAAGGAAGGAGAGGCUCGGAAUAAGGCAGAAGCAGCGGCGCGGCAGAAGGCGGAGGCAGAGGAGCAGAAACAGGCUGCGGAAGAGGCACUACAACUGGCUCGGGCAGAAGCGCGGAAGAAGGCUGUUGUAGAGGUGCAGAAGAAGGCGGAGGGUGAGGCGCAGAAGAUGGCAGAGGCCGAGGAGCAGAAGCAGGCUGAGGCAGACGCACGUAGGAAGCCAGAUGGAGAGGACGGUUCAGAUGGGAAUAAAAUGGUACAGACAGAGGGACGGGAGACGGCGGGUGCUGAGGGGCACAUCAUCGCAGAGGAAGAGGGGCAGCAUAAUGAGGAGGCAGCGUCGCAGGUAUUCGCAUACCGAGAGACGCAGAGCAUGGCAGAGACAGGGCGUCAAAAUACUAUGGAGGAGGUUCGUGUCGUCCCGGAGGCUGGAGUGGGGCACUACGAGGGAGAUGCGCUGGAAACAGAAGAGGAGCAGAAUGAGGAGGAUACGGUACAUCCGGCAGUCCUGAUAUUUUUGGGAGGAAGUCCGACGCGGGGACCAGGAACCGGGGUAGAGGGGCCAUGGAGGGUGGCAGACGAUGGGGCGCCUAGGGAUACAGUGGAUCUCAACAGGCAGAGGCGGCCCACCCUUCACCAGAGAGCAGUGGAGAGGAAUCUCGGCCAAGGCGGGGUGGCAGAAGUGUUUUGGCAGGUAGAGUGGGUCGAGGCAGAGACGGCAAUACGGCGGAUGCUGCAUCGGACGAGUACAGUCCUGGUCAAACAAGGUGACAGGUUCGUCGAGGCCGAAAGCUGGGACAUAAGCCCGGUAGAGGUAACGCGUCGUCUGACGCUCUUAGCCCGAAUGGUGACGCAGACGUUCUGCAACUUGGCGGCCCGCAACAGCAGCAUCAGUCGCGACGUGGCCGAUCUGACCGUCCAUUACUGUCGCGACGCCCUGGCCAACCUGGAAGAAGUCCGCCAUGGAAACGAGGAACGGCGGCGCCAAGCUGAAACGGCGGCCAGGUUUCGCGAGGAGGUGGACACGAGACUCUCCAACUUGCAGGAGAGUAUCGUAAGGGUGAGUGAUCAGGUUCGCCAGUCGGGAGGGGGGAUGGCGGAGGGCACGUUAAAGGGGGUGGAAGAGAGGUUGAGAGAGGUUCUGAGAGAAGACUCUGAGCGGCGGAACAGGGAUAGACUGCAGGACGAGGAGCGGAGGCAGAAGGCCACGAGGAAGGAAGCAGACGCCGCAGAGAGACGGAAGAAGGAACAACAGCAGGAGGAAGCGCGUCGGCAGAAGGAGAUGAGAGAGGGAAUGAAGGAGAUGAAGGAGGCGAUGAUGAAGGAGAUGAAGGCAGAAAUGAAGGAGAUGAAGGAUGGGAUGGUAAACCAGAUUGUGGGGAGGUUGAGCGCGGUUUUGCGAGAAGAAUCCGAGCGGCAGAAGAAGGAGAGGCAAGUGGACGCGGAGCGGCGACAACAGCAGGACGCGAAGAGGAAACAAGUGGCGGACAACGAGGAGAGACACAAGAGGAAACAACUGGACGAGCAAUGGCGGAAGGAGGAGGAGGUGAAGAGGAAGGAUGUAGAGGCCACAGAGCGGCGGAGGAAGAACAAACAUCAGGAGGAAGAGCGACGACAGAAGGAGGUGGAGGCGGGAAUGAAGGAAGUGAUGGAGGCUGUGAAGGAGAUGAAGACGGGGAUUAAGGGGUGGAAGGAGGGGAUGCUAAGUGAGGUGGAAAAGCGGCUGUCAAUGGUUCUGAGAUUGGACGCAGAGCGGCGGCAAAAGGAGGAGCACGGUAGGAAGGCAACGGAGGGAGAUCGGCGACAGAAGGAGGAUGCGCAGAGGAAGGAGGCAGAGGAAGCAGAGCGGGUGGAGAGGGAGAAACAGCAAGAGAUGGCGCUCCUGCAGAAGGAGGAGGCGCAGCGGAAAGAUGCAGAGGAGGCCGAGAGGCAGGAGAGGGAGAAACAGCAGGAGAUGGCGCGCCUGCAGGAGGAGGAGAGGCAGAGGAAGGAGGCAGAGGAGGUAGAGCGGCGUCAGAGGGCGAAACAGCAGGAAUUGGACCGCCUGCAGAAGGAGGAGACGCAGAAGAAGGAGGCAGAGGAGGCCGAGCGGCAGCAGCGGGCGAAUCAGCAGGACAUGGAGCGUCUGCAGAUGGAGGAGGCGCAGAAGAAGGAGGCAGACGAGGCCGAGCGGCAGCAGCGGGCGAAACAGCAGGAGAUGGAGCGCCUGAAGAAGGAGGAAGCGCAUCAGAAGGAGGUAGAGGAGGCCGAGCGGCAGCAGAGGGCGAAACAGCAGGAGAUGGAGCGCCUGCAGAAGGAGGAAUCGCAUAAGAAGGAGGCAGAGGAGGCGGAGCGGCAGCAGAGGGCGAAACAGCAGGAGAUGGAGCGCCUGCAGAAGGAGGAAGCGCAGAAGGAGGCAGAGGAGGCGGAGCGGCAGCAGAGGGCGAAACAGCAGGAGAUGGAGCGCCUGCAGAAGGAGGAAGCACAGAAGAAGGAGGCAGAGGAGGCCGAGCGGCAGCAUAGGGCGAAACAGCAGGAGAUGGAGCGCCUGCAGAAGGAGGAAUCGCAUAAGAAGGAGGCAGAGGAGGCGGAGCGGCAGCAGAGGGCGAAACAGCAGGAGAUGGAGCGCCUGCAGAAGGAGGAAGCGCAGAAGGAGGCAGAGGAGGCGGAGCGGCAGCCGAGGGCGAAACAGCAGGAGAUGGAGCGCCUGCAGAAGGAGGAAGCGCAGAAGAAGGAGGCAGAGGAGGCCGAGCGGCAGCAUAGGGCGAAACAGCAGGAGAUGGAGCGCCUGCAGAAGGAGGAAGCGCAGAAGAAGGAGGCAAAAGAGGCCGAGCGGCAGCAGAGGGCGAAACAGCAGGAGAUGGAGCGCAUGCAGAAGGCGGAGCAGUGCCGAGCAGAGAAGAGGGCCAGACUUGCAUCCUACGCGGAACAGCAGCGGCAACUAGAGGCAAAGGCAAAGGCGAUGGCUGAAGAGUCGGAACGAUUGGCAAGGGAGAUGGAAGAGGAGGAUUUGACCAUGCAGGGGGAGGGGAUUUGGACAGGAGUCGAGGAGGAAAUAGCUGAGGGGCUGGGGAGUUUGCUGUUGAUUGAGAGCGGGGAGGCGAAUGUAGCAGAGGGCGUGGCUAGUGUUCCUGUACGGAAUGUAGAGGUGUCCAGGAGGCGGCCUAGACAAGAGGACAGGGAGCCGGAGGGUCAUGCGGCUAAGAGACGGCGUGCAGCUGGAAUACAGGAGUUGAUACCCAUAAUCCGAGGGGAAACGAAAGGGAUGAAGAUCGACAAGUGUGACAACAGGAAAAACGUCGUAGUGGACGACAAGGGUAAGACUUUGGGUGUCUUCCUGCCGUUCAGGGGCAGCGGGUUCUCUCAACGGGGCGAGGGAGCUUUGCAGAAGUGGACGUCUGAGCAGACCGUCGGCGGCCGGAAGCGGAACCUCGGCUCUCACAAAACGGUGUGGGAGAGGGCAUACACGGUCGCAGUCUGCUGGAAGUUCUACUUCCCGGAUAUUGACAUGCAGGCAUACGGCAUGAAUCCAAACCGUAUUAACAAGUGGCGGGAAGACCUCGACUUCACAACGUGGCUUCCAACAGGGGUGUGGAGCGUCAUCAACGAACUCCACCUGGACAAACCGGACGGAUUCUCACUCGUUCAAACCAACACGGCUCUUCGGCAGCAGCAGGGGGAUGGCUUUCAGGUAGCUGCCUGCGCUGGUGUCGGAAUAACUGCGUGGCAGAAGAUGGUGGGAGGCGUGGAGGGUGAAAACGGCUAUUCGACGGAAGAACACGCAAUCGGACUUGCCGCCACGUUGUCUGUAAUGUGGGCCGCAUCCACGAAUGUGGACCAGACCCAGUGGGAGACGGGCGCAACAACAGCUGCACGUGGAACUUCUACGGCCAUAGCAUCUUCUGCUGCUAGAUCGUCCACUGCUGCCACCGCCUCGUCGGCUGCCUCGUCAUCUUCUGCGGCCGAUGUGCCCUCUGCCGUCCACAAUGCCCUUGCGACGCUUGCAGCCUCGGCUGCUUGCGUUGCGGUUGAGGCGAUGAGGUCGGUAAACGAUCAGGAGCAUGACAAGGAAGCGUGGAUUCUGCCCCUGUCGGAUGCGCUGCUGAAAGCGCUUCCGGCAGAGUCGCGAGCGGCCGAGGAUGCGAAGCGGAUGACGAGGGUGGUGGCAAAGGUGGUCACCUCUUGGUGCCUAUGCAGCAUGGCAUCAAGAGGCCUUCGCCAGCACCAGGGCGUCUGGCUCGAAGUCCUGCAGAAGAAGUUGGGCGGCCGGGAUACCACAACAGGGGCGGAUAAGGAGAAGAAAACCAAGAAAUCGUCCGCGAAGGGGAACGCGACGAAGGAUGCGUCGACGAAGGAGAACACCGGCACUGGCGGCCAGGAGUGA
Messenger RNA from Closterium sp. NIES-65, 6078 nucleotides. NCBI's taxonomy places the organism in Eukaryota, Viridiplantae, Streptophyta, Zygnematophyceae, Desmidiales, Closteriaceae. The record is from the annotation of a GenBank genome assembly.